Phyllopteryx taeniolatus (common seadragon) is the source of this 2604-nucleotide messenger RNA. RefSeq names its product tRNA methyltransferase 1 (gene trmt1). Gene Ontology annotation, cellular component: nucleus. Gene Ontology annotation, molecular function: metal ion binding; RNA binding. The transcript has 16 exons. Lineage: Eukaryota; Metazoa; Chordata; Actinopteri; Syngnathiformes; Syngnathidae. The record is from RefSeq and is a predicted model, not a curated record. Gene Ontology annotation, biological process: tRNA N2-guanine methylation. The coding region runs from base 292 to 2211 and encodes 639 amino acids.
CGGGAUUCCGUAGGCCGGCCUACCAACAUGGCGGCCCCUGUAUGCUAACGUGAGCGUGACUGUUUCUGCUACUACGAGGCAAAACAGCUUUAUUAAAAAGGAACAAAACAAAAAAAUCACCGACGGAGUUCUAAGUAACAACCAAGGUGUCACCGGGAGGAGAGACACUUAUUCGAGUGAGAUUUAUUCGGCGACGGUAACCAGCUAAUGUUGUGGCGGGGACAUUUUGUCGAUAUUACGAUAACAUGUUGACAGGAUAGCCCGGUGCCAAGAAACAGGUGUUGCAUCCCUAUGAUAGUGCGGGCUGCUCGUCUCUUCCAACUUAUCAUCACCCCUCGCCUGCUCCCGCCCCCUGCAGCACUUCGGUGGUGUGCUGGCAGCUCCAUGGAACCCCUGAAAACAGCUAUUCAGGAUCCUGACUUUACCGUCGCCAAGCCAGCGGUGGUUGAGAAGCAGGAGGAGUCUCCUCCCGUUGGGCUCCUGCCUGGAGAGACAGUGGUGAGGGAGGGGAAGGCAGCCAUCUUGUUCCCCAAUGCCAACGAGGUGUUUUACAACCCUGUCCAGGAGUUUAAUCGCGAUUUAACAUGUGCGGUGAUCACAGAGUUUUCCAGAGAAGUGCUGGCUCAGCGCGGUGUGAAGGUUCUGGUGCCCGGUGAAAAGGAGCGAGUGGUGGUGUCACUGUCAGAUGACCCCAGCGAGGCUGACACGCAGGACGGGAAGACCAACAUUGAGGAGACGGCCAUUGUCACGGCAACGGUGGGCCAGAAAUGCGAGCGUGGGCUUCGCGUGCUUGAGGGUUUGGCGGCAUCUGGUCUGCGCUCGGUGCGUUUCGCACUAGAAGUGCCGGGCCUUCGGAGCGUCACCGCCAACGACUUCUCCCACAAAGCCGCUGUCCUCAUCGCCAGGAACGCCGAGUACAACAAGGUGGGCGAGCUUCUCCAAGCCAGCUGCAAGGACGCCAGCAUGCUUAUGUAUGAGAUGCGAGGGAGGAACGAUCGCUACGACGUCAUCGAUCUCGAUCCCUACGGCAGCCCAGCUUCAUUUCUGGACGCCGCAGUACAGUCUGUCAGCGAGGGAGGCCUGUUAUGCAUCACGUGCACAGACAUGGCGGUGUUAGCGGGGAACAGCGGCGAGACAUGCUACAGCAAAUAUGGCUCCGUUUCUAUCAAAGCCAAAUAUUGUCACGAGCUGGCUCUGCGCAUCAUCCUCCACAGUUUGGACCAGCGGGCCAACGUGUACCAACGAUACGUUCAGCCGCUGCUGUCUGUGAGCGUGGACUUUUACAUUCGGGUAUUUGUGCGCGUCUUCACAGGACAGGCCACUGUCAAGAACUCAGCCAGCAAACAGGCUCUGAUCUACAACUGCGUUGGCUGCGGGUCGUUCCACUUGCAGAGGAUGGGCAGGAGGACCAACAAUGGGAAACAUACAAAGUACUCUGCAGCCACUGGACCACCGGUGGGACCAGCAUGUGAGCACUGUGGACAGAGACAUCAGCUGGGCGGUCCGAUCUGGGCAGAACCCAUCCAUGACCAAGGUUUUGUCCAGAAGGUUCUGACCGCCAUUUCUGGCAACCCAUCUCGCUUUGGGACGUCCAAGCGUAUCGAGGGGAUACUGAGCAUGGUGACUGAGGAGCUGGAGGACACGCCCCUUUACUAUACAGUUGACAGUCUGAGCAGCACCAUCCACUGCAAUACACCACCUCUGCUACAGUUUAGGUCUGCUCUGCUGCACGCCGGUCACAGAGUUUCCCUCUCACACGCCUGCAAAAACGCCAUCAAGACGGACGCGCCGCCUGCCGCCAUCUGGGACAUCAUGCGUUGCUGGGAGAAGAGCAACCCGGUGAAACGGGAGAAACUCUCGGAGAUGACGCCUGCCUUCAAAAUUCUGUCCACUGAGCCCAGCUUUGAAGCAUGUUUCACCGUGCGCGACGACGCCAACCCUCAGUCCCGUCAGCGGCACCUGACCCGCUUCCAGGAGAACCCGCAGGCCUUCUGGGGACCCAAAGCCCGAGCAAAAACUGGUGGCGGUAUCGCCGACAACCUUCAGCAGAGACGCAUGAAGAACCAGAACAAGCGCAAGAACCAGAUCACAGACUCGACUCAGCUCAAGAGCUUCCCCUGCAAAAAGUUCAAACAGGGCACUUGCACACACGGCGACAAAUGCUCGUACUCGCACGAACCCGAGUACACCACUGAGGAGAAAAUGGAAUGACUUGGACGUUUUUUUUUUAAGUUAUUGUAAAGGGGCGGGAAAGUCAGCUGAGUUUCAAAAUCAGAAAAGCUUUUUUUUUUUUUUUUUUUAAAAGCUAUUUUUUGGCGGUGGGGGGACAACUCUAUUUUAAUGGCCCAAUAAAGCCUGAUUUAUAAUUUGAAAUUAUUUCAUAUCGUGGUAAUUUAUUGGAAAUGCAGUACACACUCAUGGCACACUUCAUUAGGUACCAUUCUGCAAUAAAAUGGAAAAAUUCUGCCUUUACUAAAAUAAUAUUGCUCAGUUUGCAUUCACAUACAGAGGUACUGAUUUAACAAUGGUGGUUAUUGAUUUUUUUUUAAACCUUGUUUGAUUAUAAUUUCAUUGGAAGAAUAAAGGUUGCAUGUUUGGUUCUCA